CAAGUCGGGCCGGGAGAUUUGAAAAACGAAAGAGGCAUUCUUGUUGUUCUCUGUCAAAUCUUGACGCGAAUGUUCAUGUAUUUCACUUUUGCUCGUGAUGAAGCCAGAGUCCGAUCUCGCCUAUUGAGCUUGAUCUAAUCUCUCAAAUCGAACAGACGAAGCAGCUCCAAUACAGGGAGAAGCCGAGUUGGAAAUUUCAGACUAGGCGGAGAGAUUGCGCUAUCGGACAGGCGUAGUCAUCAAGUGUGUACUCGCUGCAUUGUCCUGACGCUGGUCACCAAGCGUGUGCCCGCUGUACUGCCCUCACGCUGAUCACCAAGCGGCUGUAAUCACUAUGUUGCUCUCACGCUGACGUAUUGGUGGCUUCACUGAGUGUGUAUAUUGCCCUAACACUGACGUACCGGUGCAGUCACCGAGUGUAUAUAUUGCGGUCCUGAUGGUUACCUAACAUGAGUGCGGCACUGAAGGAGAGACUGGCACGUUCUCGACGACGACGCUCCUCGUUUCAGUCUCCAGUCCUGGACAAUGCCAAGAAGGCACGUACCGACACUGAUGCACACCAGCCGCAUACUGAUAACACCACCUUCUCUGAAGGAAACACCAGCUCUGUAUCAGACUGCGUAGUCAACACCACACCGACUACACUCACACCGGAUCAAGUGACACCCUGCCGACCAAAGACGGCCAAUCGACGGCAGCACAUCGGCAGCACGGAUCCCGUCCCGCCGCUCGGCAAUCCCGAUUUGAUUUCGCCGCCGUUCGGGCUUCAACCGCUCCCGGACUCGCCUCAGAGCUUGUCUGCUGAUCCUGAGGGUCUUGUGAGGAGGCAUGAUGUAGGCGAACAACUGUCACCACCGACGGUUAGUUCUGAUUUACCCGCCUCCAGCACAGUCACAUCGCGAGACGAGCGUAGUCAUACAGGUGCUGAUGUCGACUGCGAUGAUGGCGAUUCCGGAUGGGCUUCGUCUUCGCAGGACACGAGUCAGACAGCGCUCAGUGCCGCAGCGCCCAUUCCGCAACCAUCUCUCUCCGGCACACCGGCUUCACUCACACCACCAUCCGCAUGCAGUACCAUAGCAACCACCACUCCAGUCGUCUCGGAUGAGCAGUGUGGAGGAACGGACCACGGCGAGAAAGACGCCGUCGAAGCGCAGCACUCGGAGUUGACUGCCCAGCUGGAAGCAGACCGCGAGAAGUUACGCAAGCUACGCCUCGUGCAGCUGUACCGUUCAAAGCACAACCCGCAAGAACUGUCGGAGCUGAUCGGUCGGUGGCGACAGGCCGGCCAGGAUGCCUUGCUGGAACUGCACGCCCUCAUGCCCGAGCCUCGCUGCGCUCUGACCGAGUUCCUGCAGCGCAUGAACGUCGACACCAAGCUGAUGCGCUACGACGCCGAAGAGGAGGCGUUUGAACCGUGAGCAUGACGGUGUUAUGCGGAGAACCGUGCCUCCGCCGUGUGACUGUAAACCCUUGCCAUAGUGCCUGUCUUGGGAUGGCACCCCGGUGAAGAAUGACGUGGAUUAGAUACAUUCUAACAUGACUACUACUGGCACUGUACUGGUGAGACUGCAGAGUGCAACAAGCUGACCGUGACAGCAAGAGAUCAGUAUCCUGCCCUGUGAAUCAAUACUACUGACUACUAGUAGCAUGAACAUGAAGUAUUUCCACCUGCGCCGCAUGCAGUCUCCGCGCUGUUUACCCGUGUAUCACUGUAGCAUCAGAAAUUGCAGUUUCUGUACCGUAUUAUCGUUUUGUGCAUUCAAUAUCCAGUGUGCAAAACUAGAGUGUUCUUUCUCUUCUUCCACUGCUCAUAUCUUGUGUUUGGUUGUGUUCAGUCCUAAGCUGUGGCUGUGCCACUGCAGGAUAUUGUGCGUUGUAAUGGCUUAUCAGUAAAUCCAGCAGUGUAUCGGGUGUAGACCAAUGUACUUGUGCUUGCUACAGUAUCCACGUUAUCCUGGCUGCCAUCAUCCUUGCCGCCGUUUGUCCUUAUCCGCGUUGCCCCCGCCACUAUUAUCCUCAUCGCCAUUCUUUGCCACUGCACAUCAUGUUGGUGGGUGUGUUUGGCCCGUUCUGCUCUGUUAGCUAUCUUAUUUUGUGCCUAGCCAAUUUUAAGAUCAUUGCUGACCACCUUGACUUGAGUGUGCAUUGAGCUUUCCGAAA
This is a messenger RNA of Sycon ciliatum, 2160 nucleotides long. Its product is annotated as swi5-dependent recombination DNA repair protein 1 homolog. Gene Ontology annotation, biological process: positive regulation of DNA-templated transcription; double-strand break repair via homologous recombination. The record is from RefSeq and is a predicted model, not a curated record. NCBI's taxonomy places the organism in Eukaryota, Metazoa, Porifera, Calcarea, Leucosolenida, Sycettidae. Bases 450 to 1418 code for a protein of 322 amino acids. The transcript is spliced from 4 exons. Gene Ontology annotation, cellular component: Swi5-Sfr1 complex.